Molecule: messenger RNA, 1888 nt
Organism: Mus musculus (house mouse)
Lineage: Eukaryota; Metazoa; Chordata; Mammalia; Rodentia; Muridae
Gene: Eaf2
Product: ELL associated factor 2
Exons: 6
Coding region: 104-892 (262 amino acids)
Biological process (GO): positive regulation of transcription by RNA polymerase II; transcription elongation by RNA polymerase II; regulation of transcription elongation by RNA polymerase II
Cellular component (GO): transcription elongation factor complex; nucleoplasm; nuclear speck
Molecular function (GO): transcription elongation factor activity
Source: RefSeq, marked validated
GAGCUGGUCCCGGGCACCGAACUCAAGCUCGCAGCCAGUGCAGCUGUUCCAGAGGCUGUGGCAGGGGACGGCGAAGGCCAAAAGCGGGAGGCAGGGGACGAGGAUGAGUGGACCAGCGGGACUUGCAUACCUGGACCGUCGCGAGCGGGUUCUCAAGCUAGGCGAAAGUUUCGAGAAGCAGCCGCGCUGUGCCUUCCACACCGUGCGCUAUGACUUCAAACCUGCUUCUAUUGAUACUUCUUGUGAAGGAAAUCUUGAGGUUGGCAAAGGUGAACAGGUGACAAUAACUCUUCCAAAUAUAGAAGGUUCAACUCCACCAGUCACAGUUUUCAAAGGUUCCAAGAGACCUUACUUAAAAGAAUGCAUUUUGAUUAUUAACCAUGAUACUGGGGAAUGUCGCCUAGAAAAGCUCAGCAGCAACAUCACUGUGAAAAAAACAAGAGUGGAAGGGAGUAGCAGAAUCCAGUACAGACUAGAACAACAGCAACAGCAAAUGUGGAAUCUGCCUAGGACUUCCAAUCUUGUACAGCAUUCUCCAUCAGAAGAGAAGAUGUCUCCAACGUCUCUAAUGGAUGAUAUUGAAAGAGAACUGAAAGCAGAAGCUAGUCUUAUGGACCAGAUGAGUAGUUGUGAUAGUUCAUCAGAUUCCAAAAGUUCUUCAUCUUCAAGUAGUGAGGAUAGUUCUAGUGAUUCUGAAGAUGAUGACCAAUUCUCUCCUUUGGGUCCAAGGAAAUACAGCUCGGAGCACCCUAGCAUGUCUGCUGGGCCACAGUACAGGACUUCAGAGGCUGAUGCUACUUGUCACCGACUUCAGGACCACAGUACCCUUCUGAUGAGUACUUUACGAAGUGACUUGCAGCUGAGUGAGUCAGAAAGCGACAGUGAGGACUGAAGCAGUAUCAAGCUACAGAGAAAACAUUUGUGAGAUGUGUAAGAAUCUGUUUUGUAUUGAGAAUAAAUAUUCCUAUGUUUAUGGAAAUUGUGCAACUUUUGCUGAAAAAAUAAAGUUGGUUCAGAAUUUUCAACUAUUUGUUGGUAUUCUCAUGUGAUAUCUUCAUUUAGUCAUAACAAAAUGUUAUCACAUUUGGUAGAUGAAAAACAGAUUCAGAUAUUAGGGAACUUAACUUGCCCCAGGAAUUGCUAACAAAUGAGCUGCAGAUCCACUAUUCCAGAGUCUCUGUCCACUGUUGCCCCAAAUUGUGAAAUGCUAAAAUAAUUGAUUUAUAGUAAGAGUUUAUGGUUUUCAUUGUAGUUGUGCCUUUCCUAUCUGAUAUGCCUUAAAUUAUGACUGAAUAUACUUUAAUUCCUGCCAAAUUUACACUUUAUAUAAAAUUGAAGUUAAAUAAUUAUCCUAAUUGAUGUUUUGUUAUCUCUUAUAAUGAAAGAUCCUGACAGAAUGUAAAAGGACACAGAAGCCCUGAAAUUGGCAAGAUAGAUGUCAGUGUUAGCAGAACUAGCUUCACUGAUUUUAAAAAAUAGAGGUGCACAAUGCUCUGGCCACUCCUCGAACCUGUGUGUCUGCCAAUGUUUUGACCGUUCCUUGACCCAUGUGUGUGCCCACUGAUGAAGCCCAUUGCCAGGUGUUUGUGAUAUCGGUUGCUGAGAAAGAGUCAGAAAAUCUCCCCAGCAACCACAGCCCAGCCAAUCCUGAGUUGCUACACCUGCCCCAGACUCUUUCCUUGUACCCGUCCCAUACCCAUUUCUUGAGAAUAGACAUUGUUUAGAUCUGGAAAUCCCCUACUCUCCCCCUUCUCCUUUCUCCCCUGAGGGCCUAUAAAAACUGGGAACUCUUUCCUCUCGAGGUCAACUCCUCUACCCCUGUGUGGGAUAUGAGUCGUCCCCAGAGCUCUGGCUUUCCCUGAAUAAAGCCUCAUGUGGUUUGCAACAA